Messenger RNA from Acipenser ruthenus (sterlet), 1103 nucleotides. RefSeq names its product G patch domain-containing protein 2-like. The transcript has 5 exons. The record is from RefSeq and is a predicted model, not a curated record. NCBI's taxonomy places the organism in Eukaryota, Metazoa, Chordata, Actinopteri, Acipenseriformes, Acipenseridae. The coding region runs from base 96 to 1103 and encodes 335 amino acids.
GUUUCCUGUGACCCUUCUUGAACCAUUAUGGUGGCUCCCAUGCGUGCUUUAUAAUUUUGUAAAAAUUUGUAAAAAGUUAGGUUUCGGGAGCUUUAAUGUCCGGCACAGCAAAUAAACAGAGCGUCGGUAAAGCGGGAGACAGCUGGCAGUUCAGUAAAACUAUGGAGGAGCUGGUCCAUGAUCUAGUCUCGGCACUGGAAGAAAGCUCUGAACAGGCCCGUGGAGGCAAUGUGGAUAUUGAAGACCAUUCCGUCACGGUGGGGUGUCUCCUCAAACGGCAGGCCAGGAAGCGGAGGGGAAGAAAGAGAAGGUCUGACAACGCUCACCAUCCCUGGGAGCCCUGCCACUACCUGAGCGAGGGCUCUGAGUCCAGCUUGGAAGAGCAAAACAAGGACUACAGAGACAACCACAACAGCAAUUACAAAGACAACAGCGACUCGGAUGAGCAGCUGCUGGUUGCCAAGCGGCGGCCCUCCUCAGCCAUGACCACUGUCAGAGGCAAGAGACCCCUGUGGCACGAGGACUUGGCUGCCGAAAACAGCAGAACUCUUCGCAGGAGGAGGAAGGUGAAAUGCAUGGCAAUUGAUGUGCCAGCAGAGGUCACUAGUGCACUGACACUGACCCAGCAACAGGGCAGCAGCAGAGACCAAAUAAUGGACUCUGAAAGCAAGCCACAGCAGGAGAUCACCAAGAGCAAAGUCAAAAAGAGAAAGCUGGCUUCAACAAGGCAGGGGGCAGAGAUCCUAGACGAGGGAGUAGUGGUGGAAACUGAGGAAUUGAGUCAAACAAAUAAAGGCAAAAUGGAGUACGAGGAACACAAGGAUAUGGAUGAGAAUAUGAGUGACAGUGAAACUAGCAGCAUCAGCAACAGUAGUGAUGAUGGUGGCUUGUAUACCAAUGAUGAAGGAAGACAAGGUGACGAUGAGCAGAGUGACUGGUUCUUCGAGGGCGAGUCUGGAGGGGCCUGCGGCAUCGCUGGGGUCAUCCCCUGGUGGGAAAAAGAGGACUCCUCAGAGAUGGAGAAAGAGCUGUCUGAUCCAGUCUUCAAGAGCAUCCUAACUGGCUCCUUCCCCCUUAUGUCAGAGUCAGCCCAAAGAGGGUAA